GAGGGAGGUCACAUUUCUCAUGGCAUGGUUAAAGCCCAAAGUUGGCCGUAAGUGCAAAAGGGUGCUGUUUGCAUUAGCUGAUUAGAUUAUCAGUGCAGAGUUGCAGAACCCACAGCUGUUUGUUAGCAAUGUCAAUGUUACAGAGGAAGCUGCAGUACUUUGUGCAAUGUGGCACCCUGGUGUCGGACCCCCAUUCUCUGUGCAUGUCACUCAUGAGCAAAUAAGCAGAAAGAAGCAGAUGCUGAGACCUGUUGCACUGGGCAGUCCCCCCCCCCUGCUGCUUACAUCACAUCACAGGCAGUUAUACAGCAAGUCCCAGCUCUCAGCCUCUCACUAGUUCUGGCCAGUGGGCAGGAAGGAUUUCUAUCCACUCUCAGCUUUGGACCCCUGCCUGGGAUGGAUCCUUGUGCCCUGUCUGUGCUCUCUGGGAACCCAUCCUCCUGAGUCCUGACAUGGGCUGUGGAGUCAGCAGCAAGGUGCUCCCGGAGCCCAUGGAGCCCCCUCUAAAGAAGAAGAAUCCCUAUUAUGUGAAGCUGAUUCAAGCCAUGGUACCUGUGCAGUUUAGCAGCCAGCCAACCCAGUGCAAGGAGGAGUUCUGGGGUCUGCAAGAGGAACCCUGCCGGGCACAGGACCAGGAACACAAAUUACAAUCAAAGAAGAGCCAAGUGGCCCGAUACCGUGCCAAGUUUGAUCCUAGAGUUACUGCAAGAUAUGAUAUCAAGGCUCUCAUAGGUAGGGGUAGUUUCAGUAGAGUUGUGAGAGUGGAGCACAGAGCCACGAGGCAGCCAUUUGCAAUCAAGAUGAUCGAAACGGGUGCCAAAGAAGGCAGAGAAGUUUGCGAGUCAGAACUCAACAUCCUCCGUAGGGUCAGUCACCACUACAUCAUUCAGCUCAUCGAAGUGUUUGAAGCUCGUGACCGAGUCUACAUGGUAAUGGAACUGGCUACCGGAGGAGAACUGUUUGACAGGAUAAUUGCCAAAGGAUCUUUUACUGAGCGAGAUGCCACAAAGGUUCUGCAGAUGGUUUUGGAUGGAAUAAGCUACCUCCACGGACUGGGCAUUACGCACAGGGAUCUUAAGCCAGAAAACCUCCUUUAUUACCAUCCAGGAGCAGACUCAAAGAUAUUGGUCACUGACUUUGGUUUGGCAAACUCUGGUAACAAGGGAGGAGACUGGUCAAUGAGGACCAUUUGCGGAACCCCAGAAUAUAUUGCCCCUGAAAUUAUUUUAAGGAGACCAUACAGCAAUGGAGUGGACAUGUGGGCCCUUGGGGUAAUCACCUAUAUAUUACUGAGUGGAUCCAUGCCCUUCGAAGAUGAGAAUCGCACAAGACUUUACCGCUUGAUCCUUAAAGGCAAAUAUAGCUAUAUGGGUGAUCCUUGGCCUAACGUUUCCAACCUUGCAAAGGACUUCAUAGACCGCUUACUUACUGUAGAUUCCAGUGACCGUUUGUCAGCAUCUGAUGCUCUGAAACACUCUUGGAUUAAGACCAUGGCUGCAUCUUCAUCCAUGAAGAACCUUCACCGCUCCAUCUCUCAGAACAUGAAACUUCGGGUCUCUUCUCGCUGCCACAGUUCUAAGUCGGAACAUUCGUCCAAAUCGGGUCAGUCAAACAAGUCCCGGCGCAUACGGGAGAGAGAAAUGGCAGAGCGCAAUCUACGUUAUCAGGCUCAUACAGUGAACAAUGAUCUGCUCUGAACAUAAUCUCUUAUCUCUGCCUCCUAAACAAAUAUCUGGACAUUGCUCUUCAUUUGUCAAAAUAUUUAUCCAGAUUUCCUCUAGGAAUCCUGCAGUUUGAUGGAAUUGAUCCAACUUUCUAGAUAUACUAAGUUAGAUCAAUUCAAUAAAUGUUGAUCAAAAUCAAUAUUUAUCCAAGCCUAUGAGUUUUAUCAAAGACUUGUUAAAGGACAUGUAAAGCCUACAUUUUUCUACCAUUUAUAUAAGUUGGUAAUAUCUUCCCCACUCAAGCCACAUCAUUUGUACUCCAUAUACCCCCACCAUUUGCCAGCGUCAUCAUAUUUCUCUAAAACAAAUAGCAUUUUUCACCCGGCGGCCAUUUUCCCUCUGACACAUCAUCAGUAACAUCGACAUGUGCAAAAAGGAGAUGUAUGCUGUAAAGUUCAUGCAAUGCAGAAUGAAGGUUUACACAGCCACAAAAUACUUUGAUAAAAAGUUCUGCUGGGGUAGAGCACUGUAAUAAUUUAAGCUGAGCUCAGGAGAGGUGGUUAGGA
Messenger RNA from Xenopus laevis (African clawed frog), 2230 nucleotides. It is a transcript of the gene pskh2.S, whose product is annotated as protein serine kinase H2 S homeolog. The record is from RefSeq and is a predicted model, not a curated record. The transcript is spliced from 3 exons. The coding region runs from base 453 to 1697 and encodes 414 amino acids. Lineage: Eukaryota; Metazoa; Chordata; Amphibia; Anura; Pipidae. Gene Ontology annotation, molecular function: transferase activity; ATP binding; protein kinase activity.